Messenger RNA from Prorocentrum cordatum, 738 nucleotides. The record is from the annotation of a GenBank genome assembly. NCBI's taxonomy places the organism in Eukaryota, Dinophyceae, Prorocentrales, Prorocentraceae.
AUGGGUCGUACGAGCUCUGAGGGGAAGUGGUACGGUCAGCAGUCGCAGAUAUUGGUCCCAAUGAACACCCCUGGUAUCACACUGGUUCGGCCGAUGCGAACAAUGGGCGAUGACGAUUGCCCCAAGGGCCACAUGGAGAUGCUGUUCGAAGACGUACGUGUCCCGGUGUCCAACAUCAUCUUAGGCGAGGGCCGAGGCUUCGAGAUCGCGCAGCUUCGGCUCGGACCAGGUCGCAUCCACCAUUGCAUGCGGUUGAUCGGUCAGUCCGAGCGCGCGCUGAGCCUCAUGUGCCAGCGCGCCGAAGAGCGCAGCGCUUUUGGAUCGCAGCUCUCGAAGAUGGGCAGCAUCAUUCAGCAAAUUGCUGAGAGUCGGGCGGAGAUCGACCAGGCACGCCUUCUUGUUCGGGAGGCAGCCGACAGGAUGGACAAGCUCGGCAACACUGAUCAUGACACAAGGAAGAUGCUCAGUAUCGUGAAGGCUGUGGUUCCCAUGAUGGCCCAGAAGGUCAUUGAUCGAUCAAUGCAGGUGCAUGGCGGCCUGGGCAUCUCCCAGGACACGUUUCUUCCAAUGGCGUUCGUUGGGGCCCGCUGCUUGCGGUGGGCUGACGGCCCUGACGAGGUGCACUGGCGCACAGCUGGCCGUAUGGAGCUUGAGUACCAGAAGAAGAGAUCGCCUUUGCAUUCGAUUGGCAGGUACGAGCAUGACCACACGGAGCCGCCUUUCCGGGCCAAGCUCUGA